This is a messenger RNA of Sporisorium graminicola, 3021 nucleotides long. RefSeq lists its product as uncharacterized. Lineage: Eukaryota; Fungi; Basidiomycota; Ustilaginomycetes; Ustilaginales; Ustilaginaceae. Gene Ontology annotation, cellular component: gamma-tubulin small complex; centrosome; equatorial microtubule organizing center. Gene Ontology annotation, molecular function: gamma-tubulin binding; microtubule minus-end binding. The transcript has a single exon. Bases 1 to 3021 code for a protein of 1006 amino acids. The record is from RefSeq and is a predicted model, not a curated record. Gene Ontology annotation, biological process: meiotic cell cycle; mitotic cell cycle; cytoplasmic microtubule organization.
AUGGCUUCAUCCUCCUCGAGAGCGAUGCGUCCGGCAGGAAUAUCGGCGCCGGCUCAACCCAUCGACGAUGCUGAAAUCGUGCAGGAGAUGUACAAGCUCCUGGGUAAUCUCACGCGCAGCUUCGUGCCGGCCACGCGCAAGAAGCGCGAAGAAACCAAAGAAGAGCGAAAAGCGCGCAAGGAGCUCAAGGAUGCGCUCGACGAUAUGGGCUACGACAUCAUCGAGCUCAAGGCCGAAUCGGCGUCUUUGGCGCGACGACGAGAUCCGAGCAUGGUGGUUGACUCGAUCCGACGCAAAAUAAACCGCUUGUCCGUCGAUGGAGGCUACGAGUCGCAGACUCGGUUCGCCAACAUCCUUGCCCGGCUUGAAGGGUCCAAUGAGAUCCGAAAUGUGUCUGGCGUGCUUGAGCUGAUCGAUGCACUUGCAUUCACAGCGAGCGACGCCGGCGCCUUUGCAACCCCCGCCUCCCGUGCGGUCUCGUCUCGCACCAACAGACGCGAGCCCGACACCAGAGCAACUCCAUACACUAUUGCGGAGACACCUGCAACCAGCACAUCUACAACCGCACCAACGACAGCUGUUAGCCGUGACGUCGAAUCUCAUCCAUCCAGCAGCCGGGGAGUAUCAGCUCGUUCGCGCACCGCUGCCGUCGAGCAGCCGUUACCUGUCAAACCAACCAUAUCCAGCUUGGAUCCCUCCUCCCAAGAGAGCCCGUUGCAGAACGCCAGGCACCUCAUUACCGCCUCCGACCUUCACGGAGACGGUCAACCAGUCUCAAAGGCGCAGCUCCUGCGGAAUCUGAGGCAGCAACUGGGAAAGAAGCAAAUUCCCGAGGACGAGCUGCUACAAGACGUCAUCUUCAUCAUGCAGGGCAUCAAUGGUCGCCACGUCCGUUUCCAAGAAGAGUUUCAGUACGAUGCAGUAGACGAAGCUGGAGCAGCAGGUCCGACCAAAGUGGUCCGAGUGGUCUUCAAUGAAGGCGAAGCGGGAUACAUUAAUGCACCUACGAAGCGCAUCGUACAUCGACUGGCGGAGCUGGGUCAGCUGUACAAGCGAGUCUCCGAAUUCUCGCAGCAGAGGAGCACCGUCUCAGCUUCUGGACUCAUCAUGCAGAGUCUCUGCCACUUCAUCUCGAACGAGCUGACGGGCUUCUACCGGCUAGUGGCUAGCCUCGAGGCGCAGAUGAAUGCUGGAGGAAAGGGCAAAUCAGGGACGGCAGGCGGCUCCGAAGCAAGCGCAGGCGUUGAGCCCGAAACUCCCACCACCUAUGUCACGCUCAAACGUCUCUCGCUGUGGACGGAAGAGAUGACACUGCGCUUCCGCUUGAUGAGCACCAUCAUCGAGAGCUGCCAAGAUGCGCAUGGCGGGUCGCUCGUAUCGCUCAUCCAUUCUUACACGUUCAAUGGUGACCCCUUCAUCCGCAGAUUUACUUCCGGUCUUCUGGAUGAGGUGUCCAAGCCGUUCUUCCACUCGCUCUCCUUAUGGAUCUACGAAGGCGAGCUACAAGACCCGUUCCACGAGUUCUUUGUCGAGCUCAACGACGAUCCGCGCAAGGCGAGUCAGAGCCGCUCUAACGGCAACCCGUCCGACGGCGAUCUGCCGAGCUUUAGCGACCUUGACGGCGAUGCCGCAUCGCUGUGGCAGAACAAGUUUGUCUUUCGCAAGGAGAUGCUGCCCAGCUUCCUCCAGGAGUCGUUCGGACGCAAGAUCUUUUCGACGGGCAAGAGCUUGAACUUUAUCCGGCAAAGUUGCGGUGAUGUCGACUGGGUGGCUACGCGGCACACCAUCUCUGGCCCCAGUGCCCAGCUUCGCUAUACAGACCUGACGGGACUUGAGAGCACCAUCGAGAAGGCCUUCACCAGCGCCAGUAAGCGAUUGCUCGAUAUCUUCCUCGACGAGUUCAGGCUGCUGGAGCAUCUGCGAGCGCUCAAGGACUACCUCAUGUUGGCGCGCGGCGACUUUGUCGACCUGCUCAUGGCAUCGCUAGGGCCAAGCUUGAGUCGCCCGGCCAACUCGUUGUUCCGGCACAACCUCACAGCGUCGCUCGAAACAGCCAUUCGGGGCUCAAAUGCGCAGCACGACGAUGCCGAGAUCCUCCGCCGACUCGAUGCUCGCAUUCUCGAGUUCAGCACGGGUGACACAGGCUGGGACACCUUUACACUCGAGUACAAGCUGGAUUCACCCGUCAACACGGUGCUGGACAACCAGGCGAUGGUUGGCUAUCAGACCAUCUUUACGCACCUGUGGAAGAUCAAGCGAGUCGAAUUGGCGCUUAACUCGAGCUGGCUGCGACUGCACGAAACAGGCACGUCGCUGUGCCGGAUCAAGCGCGGCACGGGCAACACGAUGCUCGCCGAGCUGCGACGCCAAUCUCAGCAGGCGAUGCUGAUGCUCUCCGAGAUGAUCCACUUUAUUCGACAGAUGCAGGGCUUUGCGCAGCUUGAAGUGAUCGAAUACUCGUGGAACGACCUGCUGACGUUCUUCUCUCGACGUCAAGGCGAUUUGGACGAGCUGAUCGAGAGUCAUCGUGCCUACCUCAACGCGCUGAUCGGCAAGGUGCUACUUCGAGGCGGUAAGAGAGGGUCGCGAGACUACUUGGCGGGCGAGCUGAAGGCGCAGUUCGACUCGAUCCUCGCCUUUACGGUGGCUUCUGACGAUUUGACCCACUUGAGCACGCGUGAACUGGCUCGAUUCGACAUGGAGCGUGGUCACGUUUCAGCGCCGACAGAGCGUGGAGCACGGUCGCGAACUGUGUCGACUUCUGCGACGUCGGCUGCGACGGCUCUGUCACUGGCACCAGGCGAUCCGGCUGACCUGGCGCGGAUCUGUAAGCGGCUGUACGAGGCGUCGACAGCGUUCCAGGAGAGGAUGGUGGUGAUUGUGGGUGCGCUCGAGAAGCACGCCAACCUGACGGUACGCGAUCUGGCAGUGAGGCUCAACUUUAACGGCCGGUAUGAGAUGGGCACGCAUCGGGCAAGCGGUGUGGCGAAUGCUUCGACGUCGCCGGCAGCGCGCCCCUAG